AUGAGAAAGAAGAAUGAAGUCUCUAAGAGUGAUGGAUUGGAAAGUACGAAAAAUAGUCAAAUUGGUGAUGUCAAGAGACUUAUCGGCAGAAAGUUUGAGAAUAAUAAAAUCCAGAGAAAAAUGAAACUUGUUCCAUACAAGAUUAUGGAUAAGGAUAGGAAGCCUUAUAUUCGAGUGAAGAUGAAGGAUGGAGAGACUAAGUUUUUCUCUAUUGAAGAGAUAAGUGUUAUAAUUUUGACUAAGAUGAAGGCAACAACCGAGGUAUUCCUUAAAAAGAAAAUAAAGGAUGUUGUUAUCAAUGUUACUCGCGCAAUUGUAUUUAGACCAAAGCUUAGAAACCGACUAUCUAUUGUUAGAAAUGGACUUUUGGGGGUUGAGGUUGAACCAUAUAUUGGUUUCGGUUUAGAUUAUAUGGUGGGCAUAAAGAUUUAUAGCUCAACCUUUAAAGGGUCAAAGAGGGGGUACAAUGAUGUUGAUCUUCUUAACUAUGCAAAUACAAUCGAUAUUCAAGUGACCUACCAUCUUCCAUAUGUGAGGCAACAACUCUAUGAUAUUCCGUACAAUGGGAUCUCAAUUAUGCUUCCAAUGUCACUAGAGCAUUCACCGAUUCAAGUGGUUGGUAUUACCGAGGUAGAAGCAUAUCUUGAAACAGCUUUAACGAGUUAA
Molecule: messenger RNA, 666 nt
Organism: Dovyalis caffra
Lineage: Eukaryota; Viridiplantae; Streptophyta; Magnoliopsida; Malpighiales; Salicaceae
Source: the annotation of a GenBank genome assembly